AUGGCUAACACACAUAAUGUGACUGAAUUCAUUUUUCUGGGACUUUCUCCCAAUCGGGAGGUGCAGAAAGUUUGCUUUGUGAUAUUUCUGCUCUUGUACACAGCAGUUGUGCUGGGGAAUUUCCUCAUUGUGCUCGUCGUCCUGACCAGCAGAAGUCUUCGUUCCCCCAUGUACCUCUUCCUCAGCUACCUGUCCUUUGUGGAGAUCUGCUACUCUUCCACUGUAGUCCCCAAACUCAUCUCAGAUUUGCUGGCUGAAAGGAAAGCCAUAUCUGUGUGGGGCUGCAUGACACAGCUUUUCUUUAUCCACUUCUUUGGUGCCACGGAAAUUUUCCUGCUCACUGUGAUGGCCUAUGACCGCUACGUGGCCAUCUGCAAACCUCUCAACUAUACCGCCAUCAUGAACCAGCAGGCGUGCGCUGUCCUGGUGGCAAUGGCAUGGGUGGGGGGCUUUGUGCAUUCCUUUGCCCAAAUCCUUCUCACCUUCCGCUUGCCCUUCUGUGGCCUCAAUGUGAUUGACCACUAUUUCUGUGACCUGCUUCCGCUGCUCAAACUUGCCUGCUCUGACACCUUCCUCAUCGGUCUGCUGAUUGUUGCCAACGGGGGGACCCUGUCUGUGACCUGCUUUGUGGUCCUCAUAGCCUCCUAUGCGGUCAUCCUGCUCCAUCUGAGGACUCGGAGCUCUGAGGGACGGCGCAAGGCCCUCUCCACCUGUGCGUCCCACGUCACCGUGGUGACGUUGUUCUUUGGGCCCUGCAUCUUCAUCUAUCUGAGGCCUUCUACCACCCUGUCUGUGGACAAGGUGGUGGCUGUGUUCUACACAGUGAUCACGCCCCUCCUCAACCCUCUCAUCUACUCCCUGAGGAACGCUGAAGUGAAGAAGGCCAUAAAAAGGCUGUGGAUGAGGACAACGACACUAGACGAGAAGUAG
This is a messenger RNA of Pteronotus mesoamericanus, 930 nucleotides long. Its product is annotated as olfactory receptor 4X2-like. The coding region runs from base 1 to 930 and encodes 309 amino acids. Gene Ontology annotation, molecular function: G protein-coupled receptor activity; olfactory receptor activity. The record is from RefSeq and is a predicted model, not a curated record. The transcript has a single exon. Gene Ontology annotation, cellular component: plasma membrane. NCBI's taxonomy places the organism in Eukaryota, Metazoa, Chordata, Mammalia, Chiroptera, Mormoopidae. Gene Ontology annotation, biological process: G protein-coupled receptor signaling pathway.